AGUUCAGCGUCGCGCGCGGGAAAAAAAGGGAGUGAAAGGCAGAAGAAGAAGCCGAAGAAGCAGCCGCGGUCGCUUAACUGCCGAGCGGAAGAAGGACGCUGCGGUCGAUCGGCGUGGCGCGAGUUCGAGUCCCACCCGUCCGCAACAGCCACCGGCAGGCGGCGGCCCGGAGACCUCGCUCUCGCUUGGCUCUUGCGGACCACCGCCUCUCCCUUCCUGCUCUUAGUGCCGGCGAGGAUCUUUUGGGCAAACUGGGAUCCUUCCCCAACCCGCGUCUCCUCCGAUGGAGAACUUCCAGAAAGUGGAGAAGAUCGGGGAAGGCACCUACGGCGUGGUCUAUAAAGCCAAGAACAAAGUCACCGGCGAGGUGGUCGCGCUGAAAAAAAUCCGCCUGGACACGGAGACAGAAGGAGUUCCCAGUACUGCCAUCCGAGAGAUUUCACUCUUAAAGGAAUUGAACCAUCCCAACAUAGUCAAAUUGUUGGAUGUGAUCCACACUGAGAAUAAACUCUAUUUGGUCUUUGAGUUCUUACAUCAAGAUCUAAAGAAAUUCAUGGAUUCUUCCACUUCCAUCAGUGGUGUAGAGCUACCCCUUAUCAAGAGCUAUCUGUUCCAGCUGCUGCAGGGCCUGGCCUUUUGCCAUUCCCAUCGUGUCCUCCACCGAGAUCUGAAGCCACAGAACCUCCUCAUCAACGCAGAAGGAGCAAUAAAACUUGCUGACUUUGGGCUUGCACGUGCAUUUGGUGUGCCAGUGAGAACCUACACGCAUGAGGUGGUGACUCUUUGGUAUCGAGCUCCAGAGAUUCUCCUUGGCUGCAAAUACUACUCAACAGCAGUGGAUAUAUGGAGCCUUGGAUGCAUCUUUGCAGAGAUGUUAACCCGUAGAGCUCUCUUCCCUGGAGACUCAGAAAUCGACCAACUAUUUCGCAUCUUCCGCACACUGGGCACCCCGGAUGAGAUCGUGUGGCCGGGAGUCACUUCUAUGCCUGACUAUAAAUCCAGUUUUCCCAAGUGGGCCCGGCAGGACUUUAGCAAAGUAGUACCACCAUUGGAUGAAGAAGGCAGAAAACUUCUAGCACUAAUGCUGCAUUAUGAUCCCAACAAGAGAAUCUCAGCCAAGACUGCUCUCAAUCAUCCCUUCUUUCGAGAUGUCACAAAAGCUUUGCCACACCUCCGCUUGUGAAAUGGAAAAGAAGCCACACAGAGUUGCCGCAGUGCAAACUCUGCAACAUGUCUUUUCCUCCGGCAGCCUUUGGUUGUUUGCACUUAACUUUUCAACUUAACCCCGCAGAGAACACUGGUGGUCCAAUUGAGGCACAGCCUACACGUUUAGGAUUUUAUUCCUGAACUCACCUUUAAAGCACUAAGCUGAGCUUGAGGAUUCUCUGGUUCCAAGCUGCCUUGUGAAGAGAGAAGGGUCUCCAAAGCUACCAGCUCCAAGGAUUCAACUUGCUUGAGAAGCACCCCUUUCAUUCUUCACGUGUUUUAUCUCACCACCCCCACCCCAAAUGAGUUCCAUGCCUUCCUUCUUGGUGACUUCUUCAAAAUAAGGCAUUCUGUAUUGGCUUACUCUCCAGCUCUUGACGUCUUGGGAACAAGUACAGUGUAGACACUUCUCUUUCCUUCAGGUGUAGAAGGGACUUUUAUGAGAGGGCUAAGGGACUUUGGCAACAUCUUUAACGGCGUUUUCAUCAGUGAUGUUGGUCAGUUUAACCCACUAAUUAAAACAACCCCGGAGAGAGGCGAUUGCUGAAGCUGGUGGUACAGUAUGCCUUGUUAAUUAUUUAAACGCUGGCUGCAUCACUAAGGUCUUUUUGACAACUGAUAUGCAGAGUAAUCUUUAUCCACCCAGUAUUGUAUUAUAUCCCUGUUUCCUUAUUCUGUGUCACUGAAUUUGCAGCCAAUUAAUGCCUUAUGUUUGGCAAUUAUGGAUUGUCAUUCCAAUACUGUCCUACAGUCAGGAAAGUUUCAAAUGUCAGUUCUGAUGGGUUGGCCUUACAUCCCUGGCUUUAAGUAACGUAUCUUGCAAAUAUGGAUGCUUAAAUUAUACGUGAGCUUUGAAAUGCAUAUCUAAUUAUUGUCUCCUAUAAUCUUCAGCCAUACAUCUCAAGCCAAAUAUAAGUCUUAAACUCAGCUAGAGAAUUCACAUCAGCAAACUUUUCUGGCGAGGUCUGAGGAGCCGGAAAUACCAAUGUCUACAUCUUUGUUUCACCCUGUUUUGGAGGGAACUGGAUUGUUCAAGUUAACAUCAGUUGAAUGUCAUCUAAGUUCUGAUUUAAAAAAAAAUAAUAGUCUGAACUAAAAAUCAUGAUUGGUUUCUGGUGAAUGCCAUGUGGAGAUGAAGUAUUAUAAAAGUUUCAUAUUGAGAAAUUUUAAAGACCAUUUAGAUUUGCUAAAUAGUAGAACGCUUUCCUGUAGAAUUCAGGAUUUUAUUUCAAAAUAAGGCAAUGUGAAGUACCUAAAGCCUGUCUCUAGCAUGCAGCAAUAACUUAAAUCUGAUUUUGAAAUAACUCCAACUUGCACACUUAACUCGAUCAGUUGUAUGAUACGCCUUAAAUAUGAGGCUUCACAGUAAAGCUAUGUGGUAUUUGUUUUUCUGAAAGGCUUAUUUUUUUUAUCAAAAGCAUGUAUGCUAGGGUAAUGCUCAAUUGUAGAAAUGAAACAUGUAUUUUAAGAUGGCGAGGACUGUACUUUCCUCAAUGUGGGGAAACUUCUCAUUCAUCCUAAGUCAUAAUUCUUACUGUCUUCACUCAGAUGAAAAAAAAACAAACAUUGUUUCAGAUAUGGAGACUUUUCUGAAAGUUGGUUAUUUCAGGACCUCUUGAAUUAAACUGGACAUUCUUACAUGACGUUGCUUAGUGUAAUAAUACAGAAAUACCAAGAUGUUAUUCGUGCCACUAUUCACAAGCAGUAUUUGGAACCAUGGUAUUCUUUCCCUUCAUUUUUGGACUGGAAAUAUAUAUAUAUUUAUACAGCUAUUCAUUUUAAAAAAGAUUUCUGGAUUUGUUAGU
Messenger RNA from Pseudonaja textilis, 3011 nucleotides. It is a transcript of the gene CDK2, whose product is annotated as cyclin dependent kinase 2. Lineage: Eukaryota; Metazoa; Chordata; Lepidosauria; Squamata; Elapidae. Gene Ontology annotation, biological process: signal transduction; regulation of gene expression; G1/S transition of mitotic cell cycle. Gene Ontology annotation, molecular function: ATP binding; cyclin-dependent protein serine/threonine kinase activity; cyclin binding. Gene Ontology annotation, cellular component: cytoplasm; nucleus; cyclin-dependent protein kinase holoenzyme complex. The record is from RefSeq and is a predicted model, not a curated record.